Messenger RNA from Perognathus longimembris pacificus (Pacific pocket mouse), 1028 nucleotides. RefSeq names its product glycine N-methyltransferase (gene Gnmt). Bases 36 to 923 code for a protein of 295 amino acids. Gene Ontology annotation, molecular function: identical protein binding; glycine N-methyltransferase activity; glycine binding. Gene Ontology annotation, biological process: regulation of gluconeogenesis; one-carbon metabolic process; protein homotetramerization. The transcript is spliced from 6 exons. Gene Ontology annotation, cellular component: cytosol. NCBI's taxonomy places the organism in Eukaryota, Metazoa, Chordata, Mammalia, Rodentia, Heteromyidae. The record is from RefSeq and is a predicted model, not a curated record.
GCGGAGCGGGCGGCGCGCGGGCCGGCGCGGGCAGGAUGGUGGACAGCGUGUACCGCACGCGCUCGCUGGGGGUGGCGGCCGAGGGGCUCCCGGACCAGUACGCGGACGGCGAGGCGGCGCGCGUGUGGCAGCUGUACAUCGGGGACACGCGCGACCGCACCGCCGAGUACAAGUCCUGGCUGCUCGGGCUGCUGCGCCAGCACGGCUGCCGGCGCGUGCUCGACGUGGCCUGCGGCACCGGGGUGGACUCCAUUAUGCUGGUGGAGGAGGGCUUCACUGUGACCAGUGUGGAUGCCAGUGACAAGAUGCUGAAGUACGCCCUGAAGGAGCGCUGGAACCGGCGGCAGGAGCCGGCCUUCGACAAGUGGGUCAUCGAAGAAGCCAACUGGAUGACGCUAGACAAAGAUGUGCCCCAGCCAGCAGGAGGGGGCUUCGACGCAGUGAUCUGCCUGGGGAACAGUUUCGCUCAUCUGCCCGACUGCAAAGGUGACCAGAGCGAGCACCGCCAGGCGCUGAGGAACAUCGCGAGCAUGGUGCGGCCGGGGGGCCUGCUGGUCAUCGACCACCGCAACUACGACCACAUCCUCAGCACGGGCAGCGCGCCCCCCGGCAAGAACAUUUACUACAAGAGCGACCUGACCAAGGACAUCACGACCUCAGUGCUGACGGUGAACAACAAGCCCCGCAUGGUGACCCUGGACUACACGGUGCAGGUGCCUGCUGCCGACCCGGACGGCUCUCCUGGCUUUAGUAACUUCCGCCUCUCUUACUACCCGCACUGCCUGGAGUCCUUCACGGAGCUGCUCCGGGCAGCCUUUGGCGACAAGUGCCAGCACAGCGUCCUGGGCGACUUCAAGCCUUACAAGCCAGGCCAGUCCUACGUCCCCUGCUACUUCAUCCACGUGCUCAAGCGGACGGCCUGAGCGCCCACACCCCUGCCCGGGGGCUGCAAGGCUGGGGGGGGGGCAGAGGGUUGUGGCUCUACCCCAAGUCCCGGGGCUAGUGCAGCUGGGGUACCAGGACAUGGG